Molecule: messenger RNA, 525 nt
Organism: Plasmodium gonderi
Lineage: Eukaryota; Apicomplexa; Aconoidasida; Haemosporida; Plasmodiidae
Exons: 6
Coding region: 1-525 (174 amino acids)
Source: RefSeq, a predicted model, not a curated record
AUGUCGUCUAUUAAAAAUGCAACGGGAGUCAGACACAAUGCUUUUCGCUUAAAUGCACAUAAAAAGCUGAUUUAUAAUCGAAUGAGAAGAUUCAAUUGGCCUCCUCAAGAAUGUUCAGCUAUACAUCCGAUUGAGCCUUAUGGAAAACAAUUCUUCGUCUUUAAUGCAUACAAGAGGGACACAAAAUUUGACAAUGAAAUUUCAAACACUAUCAAGCCACUGCUAAAUCCAAAUAAUGAAAAAAUUCCUUCAGAGACUGUUCUCUGUGUCUGUGAUUUUGCCAAGAGGCCAUUAAUGUUCUUAAAUUAUUUAGACUUCAAGAUAUUGGAAGCUAAUAUGGAUAAAAUUAAGGAUGGAUUUAAGAAAAUUGAAGAAAAAUUAGACAAGAAUGAUUACUUAGAUACAAAAUUUUCAUUGAUGCUAAAAUACAAUUUAAACAAGUCCUAUGGUAUGCAGAGAGUUAAAAAAGGGGAACACAAUUCUUGGGGAAUGAAAAAAGGUGUGUUUCGAAACAAGAAAACAUAA